Messenger RNA from Lytechinus variegatus (green sea urchin), 3270 nucleotides. RefSeq names its product cytochrome c oxidase assembly protein COX15 homolog (gene cox15). The transcript has 8 exons. Lineage: Eukaryota; Metazoa; Echinodermata; Echinoidea; Temnopleuroida; Toxopneustidae. Gene Ontology annotation, cellular component: mitochondrial inner membrane. The record is from RefSeq and is a predicted model, not a curated record. Gene Ontology annotation, molecular function: oxidoreductase activity, acting on NAD(P)H, heme protein as acceptor. Gene Ontology annotation, biological process: heme A biosynthetic process. The coding region runs from base 107 to 1402 and encodes 431 amino acids.
AUGUAAAAUAAUAUGUUGCACAACAGCGGAGUUUUUGAGUCAUCUUCUAACGUGAUCUGCGAAUGUUAUCCUAUUCAAACGUCUGAAAAACAUAACUAAAGCAACAAUGUUUCUCCUUAGGCCUCAGUGUUUUCGAGCGUCUUCCAGUAUCAGAGGUGCAGUACAAAAGAGUUUACAAUCCAUCCAGAGAAAUUCAUGUUCUCGCUGUUUGCACCAGCAACAGAAAACUGCGACAUGUAGAGUUGGAAGUCUGUCUGUGUUAAGAGGCUCUGUGCAGUUUCUGAAACCAAAGGUUCAGUUGGUACUGAAACCUAGCCGGGUUCAAACCACAGUCGCUACAAGUGUGAAUGCAAUCUCCCCCAGGGCAGAGAAAAUCGUCGGAGCAUGGCUGCUGACUUGCUGUGGGAUGAUCGCAGGUACGGUCGUGCUCGGAGGUGUCACAAGGCUUACCGAAUCUGGCCUCUCCAUGACGGACUGGCAUCUCAUCAAAGGUAUGAGGCCUCCAACGACUCAAGAACAAUGGGAAUCAGAGUUUGAAAGGUACAAGCAGUUCCCGGAGUACAAGUAUGUCCAUACCGGGAUAACCCUGCAACAGUUCAAGUUUAUCUGGAUGAUGGAGUAUAGUCAUAGGAUGUGGGGUAGGGCCAUUGGUCUGGCUUUCUUCAUUCCAGCUGCUAUCUUCUGGAAGAAAGGGUGGAUCAGUAAAGCCCUCAAACCAAGGUUGGCCAUCUAUGGCUCCCUUCUUGUCUUUCAAGGUUUGUUGGGUUGGUUUAUGGUGAAGAGUGGUCUAGAAGAACCAGCUAAGUACGACAUUCCGAGGGUCAGUCAGUAUCGCCUAGCAGCUCAUCUUGGUUCUGCUUUUGUUCUUUACUCCCUGAUGCUAUGGGGAGGCCUCUCCCAGAUUCUCAAGCCACUCACAAUAGCAAACAGCAGGAAUCUAUCACUGUUGAGAAAGUGUGCUCAUGGGUCCAUGGCUGUCAUCUUUACAACCGCAAUGUCAGGUGCAUUUGUAGCAGGUUUGGAUGCUGGUUUGGUGUAUAAUUCAUUCCCUAAAAUGGGUGACAAGUGGAUUCCUGAAGACAUCAUGGCCCACGAUCCCAAGUACAAGAAUGUUUUUGAAAACCCCACGACAGUCCAGUUUGAUCACAGAAUUCUGGGUACAACGACUGGAGCGACAGUAGCAGGCCUCUGGAUGUUAGCACGUCGGGUACCAUUACCAAGCAGAGCUAGGCUGGCAGCAAAUUGCAUGCUGGGAAUGGUUGGCAUUCAGAUCACACUUGGAAUCACCACUCUUCUCAUGUAUGUACCUACCAGUCUUGCAGCCGCUCACCAGUCUGGGUCACUCACACUCCUAUCGCUAGCCAUUUGGUUUGCUCAUGAGUUACGCAAGAUCCCAAAAUGAACACGCCAUUAUGCCAUGAGUUCACCGCUCCGAUCUUCUUUGGAAUAUCAACGUAUCUCUCUCAGGUACCAACCUAUCUGUCGUUCGAACAUCUAUCCAGUUUGCUCAUACCCCUCUCUCUAGCCUACUUGGGAGUUACUCAAGGCUCCAAUAUGGCUUCAUAUUGUCUUUUCGGGGAAGCAAUAUGACAUGAAAAAUACCUGUUGGAUGUUCUAUCUGACAGUUACCAUAGUAACAGUGCUCCUCAUCAGAUGCGAUAACUCAACCGACAACAAGUGUUGAUGAAACACUCUCCUGAGAUCCUUCUGGAAUCUCUUCUCUUUUCCUGAAUGAACUGAAUGCUAUUCAAACCUCACUGUGAGCGUUUUCUUUUUUAAUUCCCCGAGCUUCAAAAGACUGCAGAAUAAACAAACGUUUCAUAGCCACUACAGUAGGAGGGAAAAAGGUUUUCAUCAUAAAAUUAUUGAUUUUUCCUUGCUUGUCAAGUUGGCAAUAUAAUUUAUGGAGUUUGGCGUUGAAGUACAAGUUAAGACUAAUUUUUUUGUUAUCUGUUACCUCCAGAACUGAAGCACUUAAUAUGAUUGCUUAUUUUCAUGGAAUAUAAAAUCAUAUUGACCUGUUGACAUAGACUGAAUUUCAUUUUUUUUUUUUGGCUUUAUACAUGGACCCCAUAUCGUUAUUAUGUGGGGAAUGUUUUUUAUUUCCAAGCGUCCAUGCCACCUGUUCCUGGAUGGGGGUUGGGUGAGGGGGGGGGUGGAUCUCUGAUUAGCCUCUGAUUGCUUACAGGUGGGAUGAUACACUUGGGCUUCCACCAUACACUGGGGUUAAUUAUCAUCAUUCCUUGGGAAUUCCAGCUCUGGAAUAUGUGUGAUGUCAAUUGGCAACUUCUGAAUGCUAAGAGAUAACGUCACCUGAAUAAAUUCCUUAUUAAUCAUUUUGAUACAAGGUAAAGUUGUAAUAUAGAUGGUUGAUUACUUUUCAUUAUGAAUUCUGUCAUGACCUAAUAGGAUGUUGUUCGUCAGAAUUUUCUAGGUUCUAAUUGUAGCUAUAUGAUCAUGCGUGUAAUCCUUGUUUACUUUUUCAAAUAGCUUAUUUUAUUUUCAAUGAUUUGAUUUAAAUCCUGUUUUGUCACUUUCUGUUUGAAUUGUUAUACCAAAUAAUGCUAAGCAUUUUCAUAGAUAUAUUUGUCAUAUCAUAGAUGUACAGUAUUAAUUAUACUAUUAUGAAAGUGAAGCCAAUAGAUUCAUGUGGGUCAUAGACCAUUGUAAAUGGUCCUCUAUAGAUUAUUACAAACAAGUUUUGUACCGACAUUUGUUUUAAGGACAAUUUCUCUGUUAUAUGCUGAGUUUUCAGGUUUCAUUUUUAUGCAAAUGUAUAGUGUCUUUGGUAGAUUCGAAAGUGAAAGUAUUUUGUAUUCCGGAUAGGUGUUUUUGUGCUAUUCAGAAUGGAAUUUAAAGAAAAGAUUUGUAUUUAAAGAGAGAUGAAAAUGAUCAUUGUCUUCAAAUAGCUUGUAAAUUGUCAAUGUUUUCAUGGGAAUAAGAAAAAUGUAUUUCAAAAGAUCCUAUAAAAAGGAUUGCCUUUAAAAAAAGAAGAAGCAAAUUAGUUAGGCAGAAUUUUCACGCCCCAUUUGUGUGUGAUCAAUCCUACGUUUCUCAGUGUACAAUAUUUGAUAGAAAUUUAAUGAAUUUCAAGUUGAUUUGUUAAUCUUUGUAUCUCAUGCAGGCUACCAUAGAUUUGUUAUAUAAUCUGAUACUUCGAGUCCCAAGUAAUUUGAGUAUAUCAGUUCACAUUAAAAUGUCAUUAUCUUGGCCUUGUUUUAUAAAGCCGAGUUAUUGAUCAUGAUGCUGAUAUUUAACAAUUCAUCAUAC